Suncus etruscus (white-toothed pygmy shrew) is the source of this 1908-nucleotide messenger RNA. RefSeq names its product arylsulfatase F-like. The transcript has 12 exons. Lineage: Eukaryota; Metazoa; Chordata; Mammalia; Eulipotyphla; Soricidae. The record is from RefSeq and is a predicted model, not a curated record. The coding region runs from base 1 to 1908 and encodes 635 amino acids. Gene Ontology annotation, molecular function: arylsulfatase activity.
AUGUCUCUGUGGCAGCCCCCUCCUCACCCUGCCCAGAAAGGGGGCACCCCCCAGAUGCAGCCUGCACCCCCAAACCGGCAGCCUGAAGUCUGGGGUGCCAGAGAUAUCGACCCAGAUAUUGAUCUAGACAUAGGUAUCAAUGAUGAAGCCUCCUGUGUUAUUGAUAGAGAUAUCGACCCAGAUAUUGAUCUAGACAUAGCUAGGAUGCAAACUCUUGCCAUGGGACCCCGAAAUUCAAUGCCAGGCACCCCCAUCUGGCCUCCUGGAGAUCCUGAUCCAGAGGUUGCGUCUCUGGGCACCAGUGGGAUUCGUUGCGCCCUGGCCUGGAUAUUUUUUGGGGGGUUCACCGCCCAGACCUGCACAGGGCUGGGCCCCCCCAAACCCAACAUCCUCCUGAUGCUCGUGGACGACCUCGGCAUCGGGGAUUUGGGGUGUUUCGGGAACGACACCCUCAGGCGCCAUCUUGGUGGUCUCAGGCGCCAUCUUGGUGGUCUCAGGCGCCAUCUUGGUGGUCUCAGGCGCCAUCUUGGAAAAUGGCACCUGGGCUUGAAUUGCCAUGGGAGAGACGAUCACUGCCACCAUCCCUCUCACUACGGGUUCGAAUCCUUCUACGGCAUGCCGUACACUUUAGUCGACACUUGUUGGCCCAACCCUACAAGAGACACCCAACUGGCCCUCUUUGUUCAGCACCUCAUCGCCUUGACGGUGCUGUCUUUCGUCUUGGGCAAAGUCCUGCGCGUCGUCUCCACCUCCUGGUUCUUCCUCCUCUACCUGGGGGCCCUCCUCUUCCUCCUGAGCUACUUCUGGUCUUCCAGCCACACGUCUUCGCUCUACUGGGACUGCGUCCUCAUGAGGGGCCAUGACAUCACGGAACAGCCAAUGAAGGCGGAGCGAGCUGCGUCCAUUAUGAUCGAGGAGGCGACGUCCUUCCUGGAAAGAAACCAAGAAGGACCUUUCCUCCUCCUCUUCUCCUUCCUGCACGUACACACGCCUUUGCCUACCUCCGACGCCUUCAUCGGCACCAGCAGACACGGUCUUUAUGGAGACAACGUCCAGGAAAUGGACUUUAUGGUGGGCCAGCUGCUGAAUGCCCUGGACCGCCUUUCCCUCACCAACAAAACCCUCGUCUACUUCGCGUCCGAUCAUGGAGGACACCAGGAAGCUCGAAGGGGCCACGCCCAGCAUGGGGGGUGGAAUGGAGUCUUCAAAGGUGGGAAAGCCAUCAGCGGCUGGGAAGGAGGGAUCCGAGUUCCGGGCAUCGUGCGCUGGCCUGGGCAGCUGCCCCCCGAAACCGUGGUGGACGAGCCCACCAGCCUGAUGGACAUUCUCCCGACACUGGCCAUCCUGGCGGGGGGUACAUUGCCACAGGACAGACAGAUCGAUGGCCACGACCUCAUGCCCUUGCUCCGUGGCGAGCAAAUGGUGUCAGAACACGAAUCCUUGUUCCAUUAUUGCGAGAGAGACAUCCACGCCGUCCGCUGGCGCCCCAGAAACGGUUUGGCCCUCUGGAAAGUCCACUUCGUGACCCCCAAUUUCGAGCCCCCCGGAGCGCAGGGCUGCUACGUGUCUCGCUUCUGUUCCUGUCUCCCGGGCCAAGUCACAGCCCACGACCCCCCUCUGCUCUUCGACCUCAGCCGGGACCCGUCCGAAUCCAGGCCUUUGAGCCGGGACACUGAACCCCAAUUUGAUGAGGUGAUUCGGAGGGUGUCCGAGGCCGUGAGGGAACACCGCGCUGCCCUCGUGUCCACCCCGGUUCAGCUGACGCACCGCAACAAGAUUAACCCCAGGCUGAGGCCUUGCUGUGGCGUCUUCCCCUACUGUAUGUGUGACCGAGAGGGCCUGGGGGAUACCCAGUUGCACCCCCAGGGGACAGAAGGGGGACUCCGGGGGCAUAGCAUUCCAGCCUGA